Messenger RNA from Musa acuminata AAA Group (dessert banana), 1989 nucleotides. RefSeq lists its product as uncharacterized. Bases 1003 to 1674 code for a protein of 223 amino acids. The record is from RefSeq and is a predicted model, not a curated record. The transcript is spliced from 7 exons. Lineage: Eukaryota; Viridiplantae; Streptophyta; Magnoliopsida; Zingiberales; Musaceae.
AUCAAAGGAAGAGAGAGAGACUCGAAGCCGAACCCGGUGAUCCCGUUUUAUUGAACGGGAGAAGCCACAAAGCACAAGCGGGCGUAUAAGACGCCUGAUCAGGGGAGAGAGAGAGAGAGAGAGAGAGAGAGAGAGGGAGAAAGAGAAAGGCAGCAUUUGGUCGAUCAAAGCUCGCAGUUUCGAUCGCUCACUUCUCCCUCUUGUUCUUCUUGAAGAGUAAAAGAAGACGAUUCCAGAGGAAAAGAAUUCUGGAUACUGCGGUUCUUCCUUCGAUUUUCCUUCUUCGAUUGUUUUGAGUAAAUUUCUGCUGUUAAAUUCCAUUGGGAUUAGGAUUGAUCGACGGAUUUGAAAAUAUUUGUAGCCUUUGAAGAGUUCCCGGGACCAACUGAGGAGAAGAUUGCAGGACUUGAUCUUGAGGGUCGUACGAUGCUGAUGUUCUGAUGAAGGCGAGUCCUCCGUUUUGAUUCAAGGCUCUCUGAGUACUACUACGCCGUUCUGUUAUCAACCAGCAAAGUAUGUGAUCUUUCCAUAACUUAAACAGAUGCGUGUUCUCCAAACCUCAGUCGGCAUUCCUUUGUUCAAUCGUAUGCUCCCAACGAUCUGUCGUCUUAUUCAAUCAAAUUUGGUGAAAUCCCAUUGUGAACCGGCGAAAUCUGAUCAUUAUUCAGAGGAUUGGAUUCUGAAACUUGACAUGUUCUUCGGGUUUUCUUGCAAGUAGGAUCCAAGACCUCCCAGGGACGACCCUUUCAAGAUCAUUAAUGCUGUGAUCUCCUUCCUAUUUCCCUUUUCGAACUGAUUUUCCUUUAGACCUGUUUGGAGUCUUAAUUACAAUUGGAUCAGAGUGGAUCAAUGUUCAUCAGCUUGAAUCAAAGAAUCGAAACAGAAGAAGAUCAAGAAAUGUCAAUGGUGGCAGUGAUCCUUGACUAUUAUUAUGCAUCCCAGUUCAUUGGCAAUUCUUUUUCUUCGAAUUAGUUCAUUUGAUGUACUCUGUUAUUACAGGAGAUGGAAAGCAAGCCAACUGGGAAUCAUCACCGCGUGCGAGGCACGGGAAGAGGCGGAGGAGCAGUUGAAGCAUUACCUAAUAGCAGCAACCACAACGAGAGUCUACCGACGCCGCCGGAGUUGCUGUUGCAGUGGGGGAGCCGUAAGCGGCUACGGUGCAUCAAGUUCCAGCACAAGGACAACGAUGCCGCCACCGGCAACCAGCCUACCGCUACCACUGCAGCCGCCGCUCGCGCCGACCGUGCUCUUCGAAGAGCCACCUCGGCCCCCUACAAACAGGCGCUCAGGAAUAAUUUGGAGGCGACAGAGGCAGCUGCUAUCAGAGGCAAACGUGGAGUGACAUCGCCGGAGAGGGAGAGGGAGAGGGGCGUGGAAGCCGGGGGAUCGGCGUCGAUGGAUGGGGCUCAGAAGGCGGCAGCGUGGCCUAAGCUGGCUCUGUCGCUGACGAACAAGGAGAAGGAAGAGGACUUUUUGGUCUUCAAGGGUUCCAAACUUCCCCAGCGCCCCAAGAAGCGGGCCAAGCUCCUUCAGCGGACCAUCAACCUGGUGAGCCCGGGGGCAUGGCUUUGUGAUCUGACCUUAGACCGGUAUGAAGUCCGAGAAAAGAAGAUCUCAAAGAAGAAGCCACGGGGUUUAAAGGCGAUGGGAAACAUGGAAAGUGACUCGGAAUAGCAGAUAAGGAGGCUGAGCGAACAACGAAAGAAUAACCAAGAGAUCAAAGUCAUAUAAGAGGGUGGUGAUACACAUGAGUUGUUCGAAGUCUAGGGUACGGAUGUUUCAUCCUGUUAAAAGAUGAGGUGAAGAGUAAAAGGAAAGUAGGAGCAACUAGUGAAAUUUUUUAUGGAUCUAACCCUUGUGCAAAGAGAAACAUGCUCACAGCAGUCGUGUUAUAACACUAGAAAAUGCGGAUAUAGGAUCUGCAAUUCUUUCUCUAUUCGACUUUGUUAUUUCUUUUUUUGGUUAAUGAAACUAUCCGGAUUGAAGAGA